Aedes aegypti (yellow fever mosquito) is the source of this 7982-nucleotide messenger RNA. RefSeq lists its product as uncharacterized. Bases 1 to 5415 code for a protein of 1804 amino acids. The transcript has 10 exons. NCBI's taxonomy places the organism in Eukaryota, Metazoa, Arthropoda, Insecta, Diptera, Culicidae. The record is from RefSeq and is a predicted model, not a curated record.
AUGCCAAGACCCAACAGCAGAACGCCGUGCAUCGACCGGGACACGGUUAUGCGGAUCAAUCGUCGUCCUGUGCGGCAUCGAUCUUGCGACAACUUUUGGCCCCCGGCUCCUCGAACUCCUUCGCCUCUCGAGCGGACAAGAGGACAUUCUUCUGUGGGGGAAUCCGAAGGUGGGUCCUUUGCAUUCGAUGGUGUUCGACGAUACGGUAGCAACGAAAGCGUCUACUUUGACGUGGACAAGGUUUGCAAGCAGCACAAAAUCGAUCCACUGCGAACCAAGUUCGACAAGGCCAAUGUUGUCCUUGUUGAUUGGGGUAGGAGGGGAGGGGGGUUCCGCGAUAAUGGAUCUCAUGAUAAACGAUGCCGGGAAAAAGCUGAUGACACUGCUAAUAAUUCCAUCAAUAGAGGUAAACAUAUUGAAAGUGAAAAGCGUCCAUCAGAGCCGCGAGUUGUGUCAGACGAUGUCAAAGGAAAAUCGAACGAUGAUGGCGUGGUUCCUGUUGAGCAAAAAUCCAAACCACCUUCGCCACCUCCGAGGCGAUACUUUCUACCGAUGGAUCAACUGCACUCUGGUGUUGGAGUGGAAAUUCUGCUUCGAUGUUACAAACUUAAUCCUGAACAAGAUGAAAGAUUGAACGACUCAUCCUCUCAAACAAUUGAUAAUUACCAGGACAAAGCAAAAGCUUUCAAUCCUGUGACGGUGCCAACUGCAGCUUCCAUUGCUGACGGUGAUGGCAUUCUCCAUCAGGACGGAAUCCAAUCAAAACCACCACUCAAAACCAAAAGCACUUCAACAAAGCGUACCAACCUCAGCAGCAAACCUCCCACUCCAGUGCACUUCUCCGUCAGCCCCAUUGGCCUUCAAAGUUCAGACAAUCCAGUUCCAGGCGAGCGGAAUGAGUUCAAUAUAAAUUCUGAUACGAUUUUGAAUUUAAAUAUUGACACCGGUUUCAGUCCAAGAACGCCACCACAAAUCACCGUCACCGAAUGCCGGGAUCAGACAACGAACGCAACCACUAAUCACUUCGACAAACGCCACUCCAUGGGACACCAGCAGCAGCAAACAGCUUCACCGAAAACAAGCGACAAAUUAUUAAAUGAAAUAAUAGAUGAAAAUCAUAAUUACAAUGAAAAACUAAUUACAAACAGCGGUCGAUCCGAUACGGAAUCCCAUCCAACAACUUCAUCGGCCUUCACCGAGAGCGACCGCCAAUGUCGCGCCCAAGAGUUCCCUAACGAGCAACAUUCAAAAUUAAAUGUAUCAAAUCAGCCAAAUCGUAAUUGGAUUAAUUUAAAUUCAAAUGAAAUUCAUCCCUAUGCCGAUGGCGGUUCAUCUGCUUCUGCUACUACUACAACUACGCCCCUAGAUCAGCCAGCAGGCCAACGGGGAGAAGAUUCACCGACAGCACCGGCGACAUCUGGUGCACGUAUGACACAAACACGUGUCGUCCUUUGCAAUUCGAUUGCCACCGAAGCUUCUGACACCGUUUCACACCCACUGGCAGAGCCUAAUGACCGGCCGCCAAAAGCGACACACGUCGCCAGCGAUGACGAUUCGGUCGUUCGCCAUAAUUACGAUAAUAAAAGUGUUAAAAGUAAUUAUUGGGAUCCGAUUCCGAGCGGCAGCAAGAGAAGCGAACAACGGCCGGGACGAUUGGAAAGAUCCGACAGCCGGGACUCGUCCCGAAGCUGGCGAUUUGACGAGGUUCUCGAGUUUCCACCUCCACCACCCUAUCUGUGCCUUUGUGAGGACGAGUCCAUCCCUUCCGGGAGAUGUUCGGAGGAGAGAUCGACGCAAGGCAGCUCGGACAGCGGAGCGCAAAUCUGCGAUAACCGCAACCCAACAACGCCAACGCCAAUUCCCGGCCUCCAGCAGCUUCAGCCAGUCCACAGUUCUUCUUGGAGCAGAGUCGACAAUCCGACAAUAUCCCAGAGCUGUCGUCAGGAUUCAACUUCAUCUACGGUCCCAGUGCCGUCAGCCCACGCUGCUGUUGAUGUUGAUCCCGGUCAGAAACGAUGGGAUGAUAAUCGCGCUGCAGUGGCCGACAUUGGCCACUGUCAUCAACUACUGCGCCGGGAUGAUGAUUAUUUUAAAACAAAUUUAACGGAUGAUAAAUUUUUGAGCGAAAACGUAAAUAUUGCAAGUAAUUUAGGCGGUGGCCAAUGGGGACAGCAACAGCAGCCGAGCCGCAGCCAACUUCGACCGAACACUAGCGAUGACCCUCGGGGCUGUAACAGGGUCAACAGAUUCCAUAUGGCGCCAUCCAUCGCGGUGCAAAAUUUCGAUCCCCUGCAUAAAUCAAUCGACGCGUUUUUGGCCGCCGAACGUGAAGCGUCACCCAUGGGCAAGAGCAUCAUGACGACCAAAGCGGCUUCACCUUCUUCCCCUCCACCAGUGCCACCACCGCCCCAAGAAUUCGAAAAUAGCACCCGCUUCGUCAGCUUCACCGACGGAGAGUUUAUUUUUGGCCCAUACGAUGCACGGUCCGAGGAAUUUCAGCGAUUCGACCUAUGGGAUGGUGAUUUUCACAAGCGCCAGGAUCGCCACUGUCACCAUCACAGGUCGUGUAAGAAACGGUCACCCAGCGGAACGUCAGAUGGCAGCACUAACAGCAGUAGCACCCUGUGUCUCGAGUGCCAAUGCCAGCGCAGUUCGGUGACCAGCAGUGAAACGUUGAAAGAGGCCGAAAAAGAGUCUGGGACCGAAACGCCUAAAUUGCUGCAAAAGCCGAAACCUAGUCAGGUGGAAAAUUAUGAUGACACAACGAAAAACGUUCCAGCCGGAAACCAUCCAACCCUACUGCAGUCACCAUCAGUACCGCUAGUGCCAGCCACCUACGAGAGGUGGGUCCACUUUGACAAUGGAAAUAUCUCGCCACCCCCAGCAGCAGACCAGCAUCGGUCGCCAACCCCGGUCCGGAUACCAACCCCCUACCCAAGCCCAACCCACUCAGGCGAGCCAGAUGAUCAACCUCAAUGCCACCAGAACGUUUUCGAUCAAUUCGCUGCGGCAUUCGACGAGCAUCAACCCCAAUCGAAGCCCGCUUCGGUCGAUUUUGUGGAGAACGUCCCCCUGAUUGAUGCCGUGCUCGAUGAUUUGCUGACGUUCUCCAAGACACUUGUCCUGCGGCAAAGCCCGGUCUUAUCUUGUCCCAGGGAUUUUCCUUUGGCCAAAGAACGUGAGGAGGCAAAAAUUGUCGAGAUAAAUGACGAUAAUUUAAUUAAUUUAUUAGCUGACGAUGAUGACAAUAGUAUUGCCACGAAAGGGGUCGACGAAACUGGCCGUGGUUUGGCCUCGGAGAGAAAAACUUUGCCUUCUAAGCAGGAUUCCACGGAAGAUGAUGCCAGCGGCUUGGGAUGGCAACAAGAAAAUAGUGGCAAUGAGAGCUUUCCAGAAGGAAAAUGUGAUCUGAAUGCCAAUGAGGGGCGGACACAGCUGGAGCCCAAGGACCAUAACCGCUCGGCUGACGAUUCAAAAGACGUGAUAGACAAUUAUUUGAGCACGAGGCGAAAUCACGAGGACAUUUUCGCCAACGUUGCCAUUUUCAACUGGAAUCCACUGGACGUCUAUCACCAGCAUGGACUGUUUAUGAUCGAUCCACGUUUUGCGCUGGCAGACCUACAUGCCACCAUUCCUGAGGAUUUUUCCAGCACCACCCAUGGUCAAGAUGACAGUUAUAACGAGCGCCAGUCGAGAGCUUCCAACGAAGGACACAUGAGAAAUGACGCACAUUUAAAUUCGCCAAAGCCAGUCCAAAUACAACAAGAUGACGGAGAUACAGCCGCUAUUGGCACAGUAGGAAUAACUGAUGGCGCAGAUCCGUCAUCGGUGGACGUGAAUUCAUUUGCAACUCAACUAGCGGAUCCAGCCACUGGCGACGGCUGUUUGCUCGAGAGCCAUAAAAUCCCAAACGACAGGGCCAGUGGCAGUAGAAGAAGUCCAGCAGCGGUGGACCAUUUUUACGACUCAGCUCACGUUGAAUAUCCGGUGCGGGCAGACUUGUGCACCGCCACCAUUCAGGAAUGCCAUCAAUCGCCCAAGGAAUCUGAUUAUGAUAAUGAUCCGGCCAAGAACAUCACCACCGGAAGCAGGAGGAGUAGCCGAGGUAGCAGUAAUGGCAGCUGCAGCAGGAGAAGCAGCUUGCAACGGACGGAGAUCUCCACCAGCAGCAGUACGGGACGAGAUGAAACGGAAGGUUUGAAGCGUGUCGCCUGGCCACCACCAGCUGAGCUUGGUGACGGUGAAUAUCAGUACCAACAGCAGCAGCCAGUGCAACAACCGCAGCAACCCUACCAUUACCCACCUCAGCAACAGCAGAACCAACAGCCUUUCCAACAGCAGCAACAUUAUCAGCCGGCUCAUACGCAACCACAACAGCAGCACCAACCGCGAGAACGCAUUAUCCCAAUCCAACGGGCCACAUCCCACACCUCACCGCUCCACACCCCGAAGUCACCGGUUAAUCAGCUCAAGUAUCCGAGCUAUCCGCCAUCGUCCCCGCAGCACCUGACCCAUCAUCAGCCACAGUACCAGCAGCCUCAGCAGCAGCAGGGUGGUUCCUCAACUGUGGCCUUCAGCGGGGGUCGUGCCGUUCUGCCCCAAAAACAACAACCGGCCCGUCCCGUAAGCGCCCCAUACUAUCAACAGCAGCAGCAGCAGAACCGCUACUCUUCGCCAUCAACGGCUUCACUGGCCUCACCCCGUUCGCCCCAUCCCAUCGGUGGUGGUCAAAGCCCUCGCGGUUGGGCACACGUUCAAUCACCGGUUCCGGUGUACCGUCCGACGCCUCAGCAGCAGCAGCAGCAGAACCAGUACCAGCAGCAACCGUACGUCUCACCGCCCUUUCAAACGCAACCAGCCCCGUACCAACAACAACAGCAUCAGCGGCCAACUUCCGGCGCCAGUGCUGGGUACGGGCACGGUUACGGACCGAGAAAGCCCGAACCAUCAACUCAACAGCCACAGUAUCAACCACAACCGACGCAAGCUUUCCAACCGCUAGUGUCUUCACAGCAACAACAACAACAACUUUAUCAGCAGCCAGAGGCCAUCCCACAACAACAACAACAUCAACAGUUUUAUCAGACAACAGCAGCGGACAGUCAAAUUCCAUUCGUGACCACUCUCCGCAAAGAAGCACCAAUGUCGCAGGAACCAUCUCCCGUCUAUCAGAGCGAGCCAGUUGCUGCAAUCUAUCAAGGCGGUACCAAUAUGCGCGGGGAUCAGAAAUGGCCACCGGCGGACUACAAGAAGCAAUCUGAUUUGGAGAACGAAGAGCGCCGAAAGCUUGCCCAGCAGCCUGCCUUCCGCCCACGCAAAGUGCAAAAAGAUUACUCCGACUUUUUCGCCAAAAACGCCCUCAACGCAACCUAUCCAGGCUACCGGGCACCACCCGGCACUCAGCACCAUUCGUAAAACAACACAACCUACACAUUUCUAGAGCAGUAAUGGAAUCCAAAUCCUAGUGAAACGAACACUCAACAGAACAGAAUUUCAAAAAUUAUAGAAUGUACUAGAACGUGUCGACCUGCUAAUUUUAGAUAGACUUUUUUGAAAUGAAACCCACAAUUUCACCAACACUACAACAGAAACACUUUUAACACAAAAAAAUGGGCGAAAGAGAUUCUCCAACUCACUUUGCGAUACUUGUUACAUAGUUACCAUAUGCAAACAUAUAAAUAUCAAGCAAUCAUACACAAACAGUAAAUACGAAGUUAUAGUUGAACUAACCUAGCAUUACUAUUUGAACAAACGAAACACGCAACAUACACGAAACUAAACGGCUUAGGAUUGAAACAAAUUUUACUAUUUAUUGAAUGUAUAAUUGUUAAGAAAGGAAAAAAAGUGUGAUUGUAUCUUAUGUUUAUCCGGCUUGUGCAACGAUCAGCUAAUAAUUUGAAAUGAUUUAUUUUCUCUCGUUUUCAGUAUAUACCGACAUACGUCUAACGCUUAAUUAUUUUUAAUUACUAAUAGAAAUUAGCAACAGCAGUGAAAACACCGCAAGCUUAAAAGCGAUUUGUAUUAUGUUAAACUAAUGGAACAACAGGAGCAAACACAGGCAACAAGGCAGGGUAGAGCACAGCAAUAAAAAAAAAUGCUGUUAAAUGAGAUACACAAGUGUUAAAAGCAAUUAUUAAUCAAAUGUUCAAUUGAUAAUGAGUUUUUAGUGAUAAAUAAAAAACCGCUACUUGGAGAGCGAUGGGGGUGAGCCAACCAUUCAGGGCCGUAGGUCGCACUUCUCGCCUGCAGGACAAAGCCAACAUCAUCUAGGUAGAUGAAGAAGAAGUCCAGCUUACAGCCCUGUGAUUUCCCGGGUGCCAUCGAAGCGAGAGAUGCCCAUAGGAGUGAGAAUAUAAAACAAUGAGGGUUGUAUUUCAUUUAUUUAUUCAUAACCGGCUGUUAUUGUCGAGAAGAGAGGGAUUUUUGCAUGAUGGGUUAUGAAUAAAAAAAAUCCGGGGUAAAUUUCACACCAGACACUCCCUGUCAUUUCGCAGCUGGGGUUGUCAAAAGCGUUAAAAGAGCAAAAGUGCCGGAGGUCACCUACUGCCAUCUACCGGACAGCAACAAAAGAAUUCCAGACUGGCCAAUCUGAUGAUAUAACCAGCAUGCGGGUGACAAAAUAUAAUUAUUUUAAACAUUCAUUUAUUAAAUGUCCCCUUGGUCGUGUGGAAUGAAAUAUCAAGAGAUGAAUAAUUGAAUUGGUUUUUCGCUGUUUUCAUAAUUUAACAAACUUUAUGAAUUUUUACAUUAAAUAUUGUUGAGGAACCACUCAAGAGAUAAAACCCAUGUUAUGUAAGAAGUUGUCGGACGUAAUUAUAAAUCGGAAGUACAUUACGUUUUAUGAAAUACGAUUCUGUUGAUUAAUAUCUGUUUACUACAACAAUUUCAGGAUGCAUAAGAGGGGUGCUGCAUUUCCUCACUUCCCGCCGGAUAUUAUUUAUGAGGAGAAUCAUUGCAGUAAUUAAUUUACAUUUCAUAGUGGCAACCCGCAAAUGAAUCGCUGAUAGGGGGUCCUUCAAAAGCAACAAACCAUUAAUUGAAAAUAACAUAUCUAUCCUGUUCAUCGAUUGCUCAACCUGAGUACAAAAAAAUGGCCUACUACGACCCAAUAAAUAACCACGUGCUAUGCCACCACUUGACACACCGGGAUGAUGCUUGUAAAAGCGACACAAGUUAUCUCAUCUCCGCACGCACCCACCGUUCCUGGUCUCUGACGUAUUGUGUCACCACCAAGGGGAUUAUGAAAUAUUUUAAAUUUUCAUUUGCAUUAUACGAGUCGGGUCGACUUUUUUCCGCGACUUUUGUUCCACCACAGCCCAAAAUCCAACCACGCCGAUCGGAUGUGGUAAAAAAAUACAGCACAACUUGGCAAACCAAUUCCACUCGAAUAUUGAUGAAUUUUACAAAUUGUUUUUCCAGCCUACAGAUUUGUCUGAUCAAAAUGUAGCACAAAUAAUGGCAUACUAAAUGGCAUCGAGCGACUAAAUGCUCGCAAAAAAAACUGCGAUCCAAUUUUAUUCUCACUCGGACUCCGCACUUCAAAAGCCCUGUCUCCCCUCCGAAAAGCAACAGAAGGCAAAAAAGCAGUGGAACAAUUUCCCUCUUGCAGAUAUUAUUUUUCACAUUUUAAUUCACGAUUCAAAUAUUCAAAAUAUUUAGACUCACAGCCAAACACGUUGUUCGUAUCUGCAUACAUAAAACUGUUGAAUUGGAUAACACGCUGCGCCGAAUGCAUGUUCCUCCUCUCCAUGGUGGAAAGUUACCGACGAUAUGGUUAUUACUAUAGCUGAUAUUAGUUUUACAAAUUUGCUUUGACGGAAAAUCUAUUACCAUAAUAAUAUUAUAACCAUACAGAAACAAAAAGCUUGCUAAAACCUGAUAGGCCGUUCCAAACGGACCUGAGAAUUGUAACACAGGAAGGUAGUCACUUUUCACUGUUUGAGCACUCGCGUAACGAACUGUAAGAAAGACUAUAAAAAACA